UAUGUAUCUAUGUACAUCGAGUAUGCUGGAGUAUGCUUAUAAAAUGUAUGUCACUUAUUUUCAUACUUGCUGAACGUCUCAUCGAAACUAUAAGUAGUCUAUAAGUUAGCAUUGGUAACAGUAGCGUAAACAGCAGCAAACAGCAGAGGCUCUAGCAUACAUAACAACGAGUGUCCAUUUUAACACACACACCCAUACCCAUAUAUAUGUAUGCAUAUAUGUGGAUCGUAGAGAAACUAUUGCUAUAGUGUUAGUUCAGUGCUAAGUGGUUAGUUUGUAUUUAAUUGCGUUGAGUUGUACCGGCUUCCUGUGUUAUGUAUGUUUUUUAACACAGUUGUAACUUAUUAGUGUAUCGAAUUAAUAAAAAUUUCACGAAUUCUGCUUAUUUUUAUUUUAAAUAAUAACAGUUGUGCAAUAUCGAUAUUAUACUUGAAAAUAAAAAGAAGAACCGCUUCAUCAUUCAUCACUUUCAAAAUUUUUCAGGAUGUAUAAAAUUCAUAAGUUUUGUCUGAUGAAAAAUCGGUAUACAGAAGAACAUGUACUAGUUCCGAGUGAUAUAAUUUAUGAGUUGAACGAGAAGGAGGAAGCGAUUAAUGUUAAAGAACAUAUAAAGAAAGAAGCCAAUGGCAGGCUGCUAUACAAAACUAAUAAUGGGAAGUUAGUCCAUAACAUGAUUAUUUUGGAUACCGGCGAUGACAAAGAUUUAAUCAAAAAAAGAUGGGAAACGACUGACAAGCGUGUGCGAAUUCCGAAAAAUCCAUAUACUCCAUCUGCUAAUGACUCAUCAAAAAAUAAAGAUAAUGUAAAGAAUACACAAGAAAACUCUAAGAGUGCCAGUGUUCACGAUUCAGCGGAAUAUUAUAGAAAAUUGUUACCACCAUCAAGCACCAAAAAAACUGAAAAGGAACAACCCGGAACAAGCCACGCAUCACAACCUCUGACACAACAUUUGCCACCACCGCACGAUUCUGUCAUUGAAACACCUCACCGAUUUUUGUCCGAUUUAACCAAUAAAACUUCAGCAAGCUUUCUUUUACACUCUUCUUCAGAAUCAGAAAAAAGUCAAACCAAAUCAGGCCUAUCAAUAUUCUCGCCAAACCGGACUCAGCUUAAAGAACCUUCCCCAAUAAAACACAAACUUAUACGUAAACCGAAACGUUUAAAGCUCUCGCGACGUUUAAGUAUACUUGAAGAGAAAGUCGAUUUACUUACAGAUACUUUAAAAAAAAACUAUAAAAUAGACAUUACAACAACAACAACAACAACAAGCAAUCCAGUGCAACAAGAAAAACAACAACAAACUACUAAGCAGCAACAACAAACUACUAAGCAGCAACAACAAACUACUAAGCAGCAACAACCUCAUUACUCCCAUGUCACUUUAACGGAAUCCGUCGUAACCGUCGAUAAUGAAGAGCUCAUAUUAAUCAACAACAAACCGUUUUCGAUGGAACAACUGGCAAAAAUGUUGAGAUGUAACACCAUGCGUAAACGGGCUAAUAUGGUAAUGAGAAAUUUAUGGCCACCAGAUGAAAUGAAAUUCAUGUACUUGAAGCCUCAGCCAAAGUCAGAAACUCCAAAAAUCAUAACAUCUGAGCAACGUAAAGAAGUUAGAGACCUGUGCUUACAUUUACAAAAUCGAAGAGCGAUUAAAUAUGCGGAAGGGUCAUCUGACGACAUUUUCAUCUAUUUAAAUGAUUGGAUGAGUGAUCUUUUUAAGGAAUGCCGCAAGACUAUGCGUUCAAAACAAAAUUCUGAACCCAAUACUCCAAUAAGUUCUCCACGUGUAUGCAAUGAUGAAUAAAUUUAACAAAUAAUACAAUAAAAAAAAAUGCUUAUUUAAUAU
This is a messenger RNA of Microplitis demolitor, 1846 nucleotides long. RefSeq lists its product as uncharacterized. Lineage: Eukaryota; Metazoa; Arthropoda; Insecta; Hymenoptera; Braconidae. Bases 485 to 1804 code for a protein of 439 amino acids. The transcript has 7 exons. The record is from RefSeq and is a predicted model, not a curated record.